CCCCACGCUCCGCAUUGCCCGCUCUGCUCUUGAACUGCCGCUGGUUGUCUCCGGCGCAUACAAUCGCGGAAUCUAAUUUACCCCAUCGGAACAUACCUCCUUUUCUUCAUAACUAACCGUAAGAGCAUACCAAGAUGACUCAAAGAUGACUAGCCCGUGGGUAAUAUCGAGUAAACCGUGUAACUAUCUCUGUUAGUCGUGAGCGGCUUAGUUGAGUUCAUCCCUAGCCGAGCACUGCCGAGCGCGGAGACCAAGUAAAUAUGUACAAGGAACAUGUCUUUUCCGCUUAGAAUAGAAGGUUCUUUUAAUUCUUUCGUUUAAUUUCUUGUAAUAGACUAUUAGCGAGUCCGGCCAUUUUGUUGGUAUAUGUACUCAUCCUGAGCCGUGUUCGACGUCGACAGUUGUUCAUCCCUGUUACGUAGACGAUUAUACUAACACUUGCCGCAAUGCCUUCCGCAGCCGUGUGCAUGAGAACGCUGAGAGCAUAUUCUCGCUACGGCUCGAAUCAUGCUAGGAUACUUGCUAGGACGUUCUCGGCGACGUCUAGGCGCGCCGAGAUUAACAAGGUGUAUCCGUCUGCCACUGAAGCUUUAAAAGAUAUGAAACCAGAUUCUACAUUAUUAUGUGGCGGUUUUGGUCUCUGCGGCGUUCCGGAUACUUUAAUCAACGAGGUUCUGAAGAAACCCGAAAUCACAGGCAUUACAGCAGUCUCAAAUAAUGCCGGAACGGAUUCCUCUGGCUUGGGAAAACUCUUGAAGACUAAACAGAUUAAGAAGAUGAUCGCUAGUUAUAUAGGCGAGAACAAGACGUUCGAGCAGAUGUACCUCACAGGUGAAGUUGAACUGGAACUCACGCCUCAAGGUACUUUGGCCGAACGAUGUGCCGCUGGCGGCAAAGGCAUCCCGGCUUUCUACACCCCUGCGGCUUUCGGCACCGUAGUACAAACCGGCGAGCUACCCCUGAAGAAUAAGAGCGACGGAACUCCUGACGUGUUCUCGUACCCGAAAGAUGUGAAGGUCUUCAACGGCAAGUCUUAUCUUCUGGAACACGCUAUUGCUGGAGACUACGCCUUCGUCAAAGCCUACAAGGCAGACAAGCUCGGAAAUUGUCAGUUCCGCCUUGCUGCUAACAACUUCAACGGAGCCAUGGGCCGAAAUGCCAAGAUGACCAUCGUCGAAGCCGAACACAUCGUCGAGCCUGGUGAGAUCCCGCCCGAAACAGUUCACUUACCAGGUAUCUACGUUAAGAGGGUCAUCCAAAGCGCCGCGGAGAAGAAGAUCGAAAAAUUCACCUGGACGAAGGAUGAAAACGACGCAGAUGCUAAGAAGGUGCUAGGCUCGGGCGACACGGCGGCUAAGAGGGAGAGGAUUGUUCGCAGAGCGGCUAAGGAAUUCAAGAACGGCAUGUACGCAAACCUAGGAAUAGGUAUGCCUAUGCUUGCGCCCGGAUUCGUGGGCCCCGAAGUCGAGGUGCAACUCCAGUCCGAAAAUGGUAUCUUGGGUCUUGGACCAUAUCCAAGGCCAGGCGAGGAGGAUGCCGACCUUAUCAAUGCCGGAAAAGAGACCGUAACACUAAAGCCCGGUGCCGCCGUCUUCGGUAGCGAGGAAAGCUUCGGUAUGAUCCGUAGCGGCCGUAUCAACUUGACGAUCUUAGGGGCCAUGCAAGUCAGUGCUACGGGUGACCUUGCGAACUGGAUGCUGCCCGGAAAGGUCAAGGGCUUUGGCGGAGCGAUGGAUCUAGUUAGCAACCCGAGCGCAACGAAAGUUGUUGUUACGAUGGAACACACAGACAAGAAGGGUAACCCGAAGAUUGUCAAACAGUGUGCUUUCCCCUUGACGGGCCGGGCUUGCGUAUCUAGGAUCAUUACUGAGCUGGUAAGUAUCUAACCUAGUAGCUGGUCUACAUAUUUAGACCAUGUGAUUUUGCUAAUACGGAUGUUUCUUAGGGAGUGUUUGAUGUUGACUUUG
This is a messenger RNA of Daldinia decipiens, 1967 nucleotides long. RefSeq names its product 3-oxoacid CoA-transferase. NCBI's taxonomy places the organism in Eukaryota, Fungi, Ascomycota, Sordariomycetes, Xylariales, Hypoxylaceae. The record is from RefSeq and is a predicted model, not a curated record. The transcript has 2 exons. Gene Ontology annotation, biological process: ketone body catabolic process. Gene Ontology annotation, molecular function: succinyl-CoA:3-oxo-acid CoA-transferase activity. The coding region runs from base 447 to 1886 and encodes 479 amino acids.